Aspergillus ruber CBS 135680 is the source of this 1598-nucleotide messenger RNA. RefSeq names its product NAD-dependent epimerase/dehydratase family protein. Gene Ontology annotation, molecular function: dTDP-glucose 4,6-dehydratase activity. The transcript has a single exon. Bases 119 to 1126 code for a protein of 335 amino acids. Lineage: Eukaryota; Fungi; Ascomycota; Eurotiomycetes; Eurotiales; Aspergillaceae. The record is from RefSeq and is a predicted model, not a curated record.
GUCAUAUAUGAGUCAUUGUAAGGUACUGUAACGACACCAUCGAUUUCCCCAUAAACUGGACCACUCCUAAUAGAACGCCUGGCAACUGGCAUAUUUACCCUCUACCGGCGUCUUAAAAAUGUCUUCACCAUACGAUGUCCUCGUCACCGGUUCGGCUGGCCAUCUCGGCACCGCUCUCAUGCUCACCCUGCCCUCCCUGGGCCUCAAACCUCUGGGAAUCGACAUCCUCCCUUCUCUAACGACAUCAGUCGUAGGCUCUGUUAGCGACCGCGCUUUUAUCGCCUCUAUUCUCGGUUCCAACCCCAUCAAACACAUCCUUCACACUGCAACACUGCACAAACCGCACGUAUGCAGCCACAGCAAGGAACACUUCAUCUCAACCAACAUUCUCGGCACUCUAGUCCUCCUGGAAGAGUCAUCCAAAUUCAUAUCCCGAAUCGAGAGCUUCGUGUUUUUCAGCACGACUAGUACUUUUGGCAAGGCGCUGGAUCCUAACCCGGGAUCACCUGCCGCCUGGAUCGAUGAAUCUGUGACCCCCGUGCCGAAGAAUAUCUAUGGUGUGACAAAAGUUGCGGCGGAGGAUAUGUGCGCUCUGGUGCACAAGGGGAGCAAGUUGCCGGUGUUAGUUCUCCGCACGAGUCGCUUUUUCCCCGAGGAAGAUGAUGAUGAAGACCGGCGCGCUGCUAUGGGAGAUGAGAAUUUGAAGGUUUUGGAGUUGGCUUAUCGGCGAUGCGACAUUGAGGAUAUUAUCAGCGCGUCGGUAUGCGCAAUGAGAAGGGCGAGGGAGAUUCAAUGGGGGAAGUAUAUCAUCAGUGCACCGCCGCCUUUUGACAACAAUGCGGACACACUUGAUGCGCUGAAUCGGGAUCCAGCGGCGGUGUUAAAUAAGAUCUUUCCGGAAUUGGAAGCCCUGUUCAAGGAAAAGGGUUGGAAGCACCUCGAGAGAAUUGAUCGGGUGUAUGAUUCCAGCAGGGCAGUUAGGGAGCUGGGAUGGAAGCCUAUGUAUACGUUUGAGAAGACGGUGGAGAGGUUGUUGAACGGCGAGGAAUGGAGGAGUGAGUUGACGGCAAGAGUAGGCAGAAAAGGAUACCAUGCUGUAAGCACCGGGGUCUAUACGAAGCGAUAAGCUCCGAGCUCUGGAGUAAAGGGGUAUCUCAGCAAGAGCCCCCCCAGGGGAGUAAGAGUGUAAGUAGUCUAUUGGAAUCUGUCACUGAGUACCAGAUGUUUAUAGCUUAACCAAGCCGUCAAUACUGUAAUAAGAAACCAAAGUGCCCUCCUUCCCUGCUGCAUUUUAUCUCAACAACGGUGUCAAUAUACACCCACUCUUCUGCACUGAGCAAACCAAAUCGAUCCCCGCUCCAGCCUCCCCGCAUCGUCACUUGAGACUGAUAUUAUAAGGUCUAUUACACGUAUAAAGAAAGGGCCUGUUGCCCGUAUAAGGGAAAGGAAUGCUUGUUUCUCAUCUCCGAGACUGCACUUUUUUCUGAUGGAAUUGAGGAUAUCAUUUGCAGUAUCAUUUUGAUACAUUACCUGUGCUUACUCGGAUGCUACCGAUAACAAUGCCCGGAAAGUGGCCAACAAGGCUCGGCCCUCAGCGU